CGGCUGCGAGCGCACAGGUUGCAUUUCAGGACAUGCAGUCAGCGCCGCUCCGCAGCGCCCCGCUCCGGCCUGCGGUUGCACUGCGAGGAGAAGCUGUGCGCGACCGGUGAGCGACUGCCGCUGAAGAGACGACACCGCUGUCUGCACUCAGCCUGACCUGUGACUCUAAUGGAGUACAUGAACAACGCUUCGAACAGCUACAGUUCUGGAGACACCAUGAGCAGCUCCUUAGCCAACAUGACCAUCAAGGAUCAGCACCACCAGGAGAACGGCGUUAAAAUGAAAGAGGACGAAGCAGCGCUCAGUGAAAACAGCGUGAAAUCUGAACUCUGUGAGCCAGAGAGCAGCCGGUGUGAUGACGCGGUGCAGCCCGCAGAGAUGGCUGCAGAGGAAGGAGGCGCUGAAGAUACAGAGACCGCCUCGUGCACAGACGAGGGGCAACUCGCAGCAGGAGGAGCAGCUUCAACAGCUCAAGCAAAGAUGGAUAACGGCGAUAAGACUCAAACUGCCACCACACCAACCUCUUCCCCUAAAAGACCAUCCAUAACCACCAAGGGCAACAAAUCACCCGCAUCCUCCCGAAACGGCCACAGCUCGAUCCCCAUUAAAGUCAGCAGCACAGGGCCCAGGCAGCCCGGAAGCGGUGCAAAGUCUCAAACUCCAGGGGCCAAAACAUCUGCCAAAACUGCACCAGCUAGUGCCAAGAAACCCCCCACUCCAAAAGAUGAAAAAGAUGCCAAGAGUGGACAGAGCAGCCCUGGCACUCCCAAAUCCCCUGCUAGCCAGUCAAAUUCUGCUGAGGCCAACAAAGUGAAGAAGGUUGCUGUGGUGCGCUCCACACCCAAAUCCCCGGGCUCGAUGAAGAGCCGCCAGCCGGCUCCUCUGGCCGCCGCGGCGCCGCUGCCGGACCUGAAGAACGUCAAGUCCAAGAUCGGCUCCACGGAAAACAUCAAACAUCAGCCUGGGGGUGGGAAGGUACAAAUCCUUGAUCAGAAGUUGGACUUUAGUAAUGUGCAGUCUAAGUGUGGCUCCAAAGGCAAUAUCAAACAUGUACCCGGUGGCGGCAAUGUUAAAAUCCUCGAGAAGAAGCUGGACUUAACCAACGUCCAAGCCCGCUGCGGUUCUAAAGACAACUUAAAGCACACACCUGGCGGAGGCAAGGUGCAAAUUCUUGAUAAGAAGUUGGACUUAAGCAAUGUGCAGUCCCGCUGUGGCUCCAAAGAUAAUAUAAAACAUGUACCCGGUGGUGGCAAUGUCCAAAUCGUGCACAAAAAGAUCGAUCUGAGCAACGUUACUUCCAAGUGUGGAUCGAAGGCCAACAUUCAUCACAAGCCGGGUGGUGGAAAUGUUGAGAUCAAAAACGAGAAGCUGGAGUUUAAAGUCCAGUCCAAAGUCGGCUCUCUGGAUAACAUCGGCCACAUUCCUGGAGGCGGACAGAGAAAGAUUGAGAGCCACAAGCUGAACUUCCGUGAGACGGCCAAGGCCCGCACCGACCACGGCGCCGAGAUCAUCUCUUUGGAAGACUCCCCCCACCAGCUGAGCACCGUGUCCUCCUCCGGCAGCAUCAACAUGGCCGACUCUCCGCAGCUCUCCACGCUGGCCGACCAGGUCUCCGCCUCCCUGGCCAAACAAGGCUUGUGAACGCGCCCGCUCUCCGGUCUCCACCUCGACCGCACGACCACGUAGAGGAGUUGUGAUGCCUUCCUCGUUACUUUCACAGGACUUUUUUUUUUUUUUCACCCAUCACUGUUUAUCCUCCACUAACCUUUAAACUCCUGUUGAGGCGUUACUGUUAGAGGUCUGCAGAAAAGAAGCCAGAUUAAUGUAUUUAAUAUCUCUCUGUGGUCUUUGAUCUCUACUUGCUUUAAUUUGAACCUUUUGUAAGUGUCCCUUUAAGAGUUGAAGCACCCCAGCAGAGUGAAUCCUCCCUCUGAGGAUCUCCUUACACCUCCUAUAGAUCACACUCGGUUUCCCAUCCCAGUGACUGAGCGUCAGCUCGUCCACUCAUUCUUUUUAUUUAUUUAUUUUUUGAUAAAAAGCACUGAACCAUGAACAUGGAGGUUAAUGCAGACUG
This is a messenger RNA of Archocentrus centrarchus (flier cichlid), 2074 nucleotides long. Its product is annotated as microtubule-associated protein tau-like. Gene Ontology annotation, molecular function: microtubule binding. The record is from RefSeq and is a predicted model, not a curated record. NCBI's taxonomy places the organism in Eukaryota, Metazoa, Chordata, Actinopteri, Cichliformes, Cichlidae. Bases 169 to 1641 code for a protein of 490 amino acids. Gene Ontology annotation, biological process: neuron projection development; microtubule cytoskeleton organization. The transcript has 16 exons. Gene Ontology annotation, cellular component: neuron projection.